Sparassis crispa is the source of this 1071-nucleotide messenger RNA. RefSeq names its product Alcohol dehydrogenase 1. NCBI's taxonomy places the organism in Eukaryota, Fungi, Basidiomycota, Agaricomycetes, Polyporales, Sparassidaceae. The record is from RefSeq and is a predicted model, not a curated record. Gene Ontology annotation, molecular function: oxidoreductase activity. Bases 1 to 1071 code for a protein of 356 amino acids. The transcript has 11 exons.
AUGAAUACUGAGGGAAUUCCCACCAAGGGCGUUGCUGCUCUCACUCAUGAGCUUGGGAUCCGAACCCAACUCACAACUGAGUACCCAGUGAAGCAGCCUUCCAAACUCGCGCCGGGUGAAUGCCUGGUCAAACUCGAAUGUACAGGAGUCUGUCAUUCAGACCUUCACUUCAUGUCUGGAGACUGGCCCUUUAAGCCACGGUUCCCCAGUGCCGGAGGGCAUGAAGGUAUCGGCCGCGUGCUGGCCAUCGGCGCACAGACGCCUCCGGGCGAAGUGAAGAUCGGUGACAGAGUCGGCAUCCAGUACGUUAGCAGCUCGUGCCUGAAGUGCGAGAUGUGUCGGACGGGCUUUCCACAGCACUGCCCCGAAGAAAAGGUGACUGGACAUCAAGAUGAUGGCACAUUCACGCAAUACACUGUUGCAUUCGUGGAUCAUGUCGUACCGAUUCCUGAGAACAUCCCAAGUCAAGGAGCUGCGCCCAUCCUCUGCGCCGGUGUCACAGUGUACAAGGCGUUGAAACUGGGUAAUACUUCUGUAGGUAACUGGAUUGCUAUCCCUGGUUCCGGAGGAGGACUUGGUCACCUUGCGAUCCAAUAUGCGGUUGCUAUGGGUCUCCGGGUGAUUGCUAUUGAUGCGGGGGAUGAAAAGCGCACGCUGUCUCUAUCCUUGGGCGCUGAGAAGUUCGUUGAUUUUGUCCAGAGCGCUAACGUCGUUAAAGACGUUAUUGCUGCAGCGGACGGAGCGGGGCCUCAUGCGGCCAUUGUCCUCACGGAUUCCAAUAGAGCGUACAUCCAGGCUGCCUACUAUACUCGACCGCAGGGAACGAUACUUUGCGUUGGCCUCCCUCCGGAACCACUGUCAGGUUUGUCAUUGACAAUGUUUAUCGGGAAGGGCCUCAAAUUGGUUGGGUCCAAAACGGGCAAUCGCCAAGAAACCAUCGAGGCGCUUCAACUGGUUUCCCGUGGCAAAGUCACCUGCCAAUAUGAAGAGAGACCGUUCGCAGAGCUCAACAGCGUACUUGAGCAAAUGAAGAAGGGGACUUUAGUAGGAAGGGUGGUGCUCACAUAUUAA